Molecule: messenger RNA, 549 nt
Organism: Ochlerotatus camptorhynchus
Lineage: Eukaryota; Metazoa; Arthropoda; Insecta; Diptera; Culicidae
Product: FACT complex subunit spt16-like
Exons: 1
Coding region: 1-549 (182 amino acids)
Biological process (GO): transcription elongation by RNA polymerase II
Cellular component (GO): FACT complex
Molecular function (GO): nucleosome binding
Source: RefSeq, a predicted model, not a curated record
AUGAUUGUUGCUGAUUUGAGAGGACUCCGAGGUUAUCACCAUCAGACGGUAGAUUUAUUCAACAAGUACCUCAAGGAUCACGUCGUGGAGAUUAUGGAUGCUGAUAAGAAAGUAAAACAUGCCAAACUGUCGAAAGGUGUCGAGCUGGUGCUGACGGACAAAAGGUACGUCUCCGGUGUGGAUACCAACAAGUUGGACAUGUGCUACCCGGCGAUUAUCCAGUCGGGUGGCAAUUACAGCUUGAAGUUCAGUGCAUUCAGCGACAAGAACUAUCUGCACUUUGGAUCUAUCAUCUGUGCUGUGGGUGCGCGUUACAAGUCCAACUACUCCAAUGUCGUCCGAACGUUGCUGGUCAAUCCGACAGAAACGAUUCAGAAGCACUACACUUUACUGCUCAAUCUGGAAGAGGAACUGCUGAAGGUGAUGAUCCCGGUCAAGAAGCUCUCGGAGGUUUUCGACGUCGAAAUGGUGUAUGCCAAGAAGAAGGAUCUCAAACAAAGACGUUUGGUUUUACCAACGGGUUGGAGUUCCGGGAGAAUUCGAUCGUAG